Messenger RNA from Pichia membranifaciens NRRL Y-2026, 858 nucleotides. RefSeq lists its product as hypothetical. Lineage: Eukaryota; Fungi; Ascomycota; Pichiomycetes; Pichiales; Pichiaceae. The record is from RefSeq and is a predicted model, not a curated record. Bases 1 to 858 code for a protein of 285 amino acids. Gene Ontology annotation, cellular component: SNARE complex; membrane; endomembrane system. The transcript has a single exon. Gene Ontology annotation, molecular function: SNARE binding; SNAP receptor activity. Gene Ontology annotation, biological process: vesicle-mediated transport; vesicle fusion; intracellular protein transport.
AUGACUGACAUUUCUCUACAUGAACUGAGCGGCACAAACAGGUUUGAAACACUUUCGAACGGGGUUUCCAAGCGAUUGCUACAGGUGACCUCACAAUUACGAUCUGCAGACAAGAGGGUGGACACACUACAGCGCAGCGGGGCAUCUGAAGAGCUUGAUCGGAUAGAGAGUCAGUUUGAUGAGAUCUCUGCUGCGAUUGAAGAUUUAGAGGACGAUGUGAAGGAGCUCGGGACGACGGUUGCUGCAGGAGAGGCCAGCAGGCGGUAUAGAGACGAAGUUGGAGGUGAAGAAGGGACGGCGGAACGGUUGAGGCAGAAGCAAAGGGUCGUUGUGGAAAAGCUAGAGCGGGGAGUGGAGGAGACGAGGAGACUACUUGAGCAGAUGCAGGGAGCUGUGAACCGGGUGAAGACGCAGCCGACGCAGUCGACACAAUCCACGGACUUGCUCGACAUGAGAAGCGAGGUGCCGGAAGAGGCGGACGAGGAGGGCGGUGAGACGACAAGUCGAGGCGUCGUUGCAGGAAAGGUGUUCCAGAUCCAGCACACGCCGUUGAAUGCAGAACAGCUCGAAUCUCAGCAUUAUGAAGCUAUCCAGCGGGAGACGGAGAUUAGCCGGAUCGUGAACAGCGUCGGCGAGUUGAACCAGAUCUUCCACGACCUGGACACGCUUGUAAGCGGGCAGGGCGAGCUGUUGGACAACAUCGAGAACAACAUCUACAGCACGCUUGAAAACACACGGUACGCCGACCGAGAGCUCCGCAAGGCGGACAGCUGGGACCGCAAGAGACGCCGGUGCAGCUGUGUGCUGGUGGUGGUUGUUGUUAUCGUGAUGCUGAUCCUUCUUGCGCUCAUCAGCUAG